AUGCAAGAGAAUAAAUGGACUUCUCCCCCAGAAACACCUCGUAAUUAUAUGCCUUUACAAACUAGCUAUCCCUAUAGCAACGACUACCCUCAACACCCAACUUCGGCCGCGCUUCCUGGCAUGUCCAGUCAGCAACCUGCAAUGUCUGGGUUAAUGUCAAGUUCUCAGCCCAACACACCACGACCUGACAUUAUAAGCCCACCUCCUGAUAAGCUUACGGCCGCCCCUGACCUCAUUCGACGAAGACCGCCGCUUCCUUCAAGACCAGCAAGUUUCACAACGACCACCUUUCACUCAAACCCUUAUCCCGGAGGUGGUAACCCAUCGCUAAGACGUCGUAGAACCGAGACUUCGAUGUUCUCGUUUGAAACGGGGCCUUCAUUCAGUACGACAAAGCAAGAACUCGAGCUGUGGAAUAUCGAUCAAUCGAACGGAUAUCAAGUUCAAAUCCAUGCAAAGAUGGAUCGUGGAUUUUUCCGAGCAGAUCAAGACUGGACCUGCUACCGUCGCAAUUAUUUUCAAGUGAGUGCCACUUUUGACGUGCAUGGUACGAAUUACAUGCUUCAGGGGCCUGAAGUACCGUGUCUGUUACGAACAGAGAACCAAGAGAUUCAUCAAGUUGAUUUCUUCUCAAUUGGCGUCAGUGCUCAUGUGUCAGGCAGUGAUAAAAAAAUUGAACUCGUUCAGCACACACCCAAGCGAGAUAAGGGUCCACAGAUGGUGCCGGAGCCGCGUGUUGUGAGUGCAGGUGGAAACCUUCAUCUGGCCUCUGUUGGCUCGAACCACAAUAUUGUUACUUUUGAACGCAUGCAGUUCAAGACGGCAACUGCCAAUAAUGGCAAACGACGAGCGGCUCAGCAGUAUUACGAGAUCAUGAUUGAGCUCUGGGCUAAUACUUCCACAGGCAAGACUUUUAAAGUUGCUCAUUGUGUCUCGGCUCCUUUGGUUGUUCGUGGUCGAAGUCCUGGUCAUUAUGCUGAUUCCCAUACAAGAUACCGAAGCAUGGACGCUGGCAUACCUUCGCCCAUGCCACCUGCUUUCAAUGUUGGUCAAGGCGUCGCGGGUAGUACAAGUUCUACCAUCGUCACUCCUCCUUCAGGUGCUAAUGGACCAAUACCCGACGAAAGGUAUGUUCAACAGCAACAACAACAACAGCAACAGCAACCAUCGUCGAGAUACGGCAUGCCCAACGAUUACCCCUAUUCUUCUUACCACCCUCAGCAGAGUGGAGGAUACCCUUACCUAGUCGGUUAUAACCCCGUGCUGAAUACACCCCCACCUCAUCCUCCGAUGGGAGGCCCUAUGACAAAUAGAAAUGAAGAUGAACCAGCUCAUCGUAGCGGAUACGUCAUGCACCCUUAUUCGUCUGUGCACCCAAACCAUCAUCAACAAGAGGGAUAUUACAGUAACCAGUCUAACCCGGUUGAUCAUCCUCAGGGUAAUGAUGUUUAUCAACAAGAGAACAAGCCUUAUUGGGAUAGCAAAGAACCUGAAAGAUACAGCCACUCUACAAGUGUUCAUGAUUACGGUUAUUUACGCUCACAGCAUAACAAUAGCAGUAACACGAAUCCUCAUAGUAAUAACUCAGCGAGCAACAAUAAUAACAAUAGUAAUAAUAAUAACAACAGCAGCAGCAGUAGUAGUAGUAGCAUUAAUAAUAAUAAUAACCCUCCUCCAACCUUCUCAGCUUUGGAUAGUUCUCUUGACGCUGGACGUUCAAUCACAUCGGACAAUAAGCACUACAUGCAACAAAACCAUUCGUCGUCAAAUUAAAAAGUUACUGCAAAAAUGAAAAUAAAAUAGUUGUUUUAUUUAAUGUACUUAAUCUGGUGCAACCCUUCCAUAUUUUAAAACAUUUAUGCUAAUGGGGUGUGACAUAGAGUAACAUGUUGGUUUUAAAAAUGCAAUAAUCACUAUAUAAAGUAAUAAAUCUCAAGCUUGGAAAAGUAAAGUCGUACUGGGGAAAGUGUACAAAUGUUUAAUAGAGCUCUCUUUUCAUAAAAAUAUAUAGUAAAUAUUGUAUUAUAUAAACAGGAUAUACAUUCAUGAUGGCCAUGUUGACAUGUAUAUAAAAAG
Molecule: messenger RNA, 2076 nt
Organism: Rhizopus microsporus ATCC 52813
Lineage: Eukaryota; Fungi; Mucoromycota; Mucoromycetes; Mucorales; Rhizopodaceae
Product: p53-like transcription factor
Exons: 3
Coding region: 1-1773 (590 amino acids)
Biological process (GO): positive regulation of transcription by RNA polymerase II; meiotic cell cycle
Cellular component (GO): nuclear chromosome
Molecular function (GO): DNA binding; DNA-binding transcription factor activity
Source: RefSeq, a predicted model, not a curated record